CUUCAGUUGAGAAGCCUCCUUAUUUGUCGUCGUUGACUGUGGACAUUGUAUAGGCGGAAGUAUCUCUAGCCUAUCCCAGCGAGUUGCUCCCGCGGUCAUGGAUGAAGAGCUGUCACCUCUGGAGUACCUGCUGCCCUCAGGCAAACAGAGGAUCGCUUUGAUCAUCCUGAACCAGCCUUUGGAUAAGGACUAUCUUGACAUACUGUGGAGUAAAGCCCGAGUGACGGCGUGUGCUGAUGGCGGCGCCAAUCACCUGUAUCACGUCACCAGAAAAAGUGACAGCUUCCUCCCCGACUAUAUCAGUGGAGAUUUUGAUUCCAUUACUGCGGAGGUCCGAGCUUUCUACGCAGACAAGGGGUGCCGUCUGAUAGAAACAAGCGACCAGGAUUUUACGGACUACACGAAGUGUCUGCUCAUCAUGGUGGAGGAGAUUCAACGACGGAAUCUGCAGGUGGAUGCCAUCGUGACACUGGGAGGGCUGGCGGGCAGACUUGACCAGAUCAUGGCUACUCUCGAGACCCUCCAUCACGCUUUGUCUAUGACGCAACUUCCGUUGGUAGUCAUCCAAGGGACCAGCCUGGCCUACCUGCUCAGACCUGGUGAGCACGCACUCGGGGUGAACACGGGCAUCGAGGGCGAUUGGUGUAGCCUUAUUCCAGUUGGGGGGCCCUGCCAAACAACCACAACAGGACUCCGAUGGAACCUCAACAACCAGGUUCUGCAGUUCGGGAAGCUGGUGAGCACAUCCAACACCUAUGAGUCGGUUUCCCCCGGACAACCCAGGAAGCGCAUAACCGUCACCACAGACCAGCCUCUGCUUUGGAGCAUGGGCAUCCAUAAAGGAUUGCAAUGACCCAUCCGCCCAUCUUUUUUUCUUUUUAAAUACCACUUGACCUCCUAAGGGCUGCAACUGAACUGAAGCCUGUCCCAGCUGGCAUAGGAGGCGGGGUUCACCCUGCACUGCCCACCAUCCAAUCACAGGACUGAAACGAUGGCAAACGGUAACAUCAAAAAUGUUCAUUUUUUUAUUCCAAGUUCGCUGUAAACUAGGGAUCUUGCUCCAGAAUGUAAGACUGUUUUUUCAAGUGAUUAGCUGUGCUCGUGAGAAAAAAAAGGCACUUUGUUCAUCCCCUUUUGUUUUAUUUCAAAAGUGAAAGAAAUGUCAACAGAAUGUAAAAACGUCAUCCUUCACCCCCACAUCACAACUGUACACGGCAAUGUUCUGGUCUCAGAUGUUCAGGGCUUUUAACCACCACUGCAAGACAAAAUGAGAACAAUUUGAUUAAGCUUUGCGCAUACAAAUUGGAUGUGAAAGCUAUAGCAUGCUUUUGUUUUGGUUGUAACUGUGGCAAAUACAGAUAAUAGCGGCUUUCAUACCAUAUAACAAAUUUAGUUAACUGAUUGCAGAUGAAUAGGCAAUUUAGUAUUGAGUAAGUAAUUUAAUGUGGGAUACAUUUUGGUAACUGGUGAUGACAACUGUGUGUAGUGCAAUGAUUUCCCACCACUGUCCUGAAUAAACGACCCAAAUUUGGUUGCACG
Molecule: messenger RNA, 1539 nt
Organism: Hippocampus zosterae (dwarf seahorse)
Lineage: Eukaryota; Metazoa; Chordata; Actinopteri; Syngnathiformes; Syngnathidae
Gene: tpk1
Product: thiamin pyrophosphokinase 1
Exons: 9
Coding region: 98-853 (251 amino acids)
Biological process (GO): thiamine diphosphate biosynthetic process; thiamine metabolic process
Molecular function (GO): thiamine diphosphokinase activity; ATP binding; thiamine binding
Source: RefSeq, a predicted model, not a curated record